AUGGUGCCUCCGCCGCCUUCUCCGACGUCUUCAAUGGCCCAGUACACUCAACAGUUUCUCAGUUCCGUCCUGUCCCAACGCGGUCCAUCUUCCCUUCCAUACUCCGAAGACGUGAAGUGGCUUAUCCGUCAACACCUCCUCUCGCUCUCCGAAGCCUACCCCUCUCUUCAGCCCAAAACCGCCACGUUUACCCACAACGACGGCCGCUCUGUCAACCUUCUCCAGUCCGAGGGCACAGUUCCGAUGGUGUUUCAGAAUGUUACUUACAACAUACCCGUCGUCAUCUGGCUCAUGGAGACUUACCCUCGCCAUCCUCCUCUCGUCUUCGUGAAUCCUACUCGCGAUAUGGUGAUCAAGCGCCAACAUCCUUUUGUUAAUCCAUCUGGUUUAGUUUCGAUCCCUUAUUUGCAAAAUUGGGUUUACCCUAGUUCUAAUUUGGUUGAUCUGGCUCGUAAUUUGGGUAAUUAUUUCGGCAGCGAUCCACCGUUAUACUCGCAACGCAGACCAAACCCUAACCCUAACCCAAACCCAAGCCCUAGCCCUAGCCCUAGUUUCAAUGCAUCUGGAUCAUCGGGAUCGGUUUCAUCUGGAUCUAUCCGGCCAGCCAUCCCACCUCGGACAUACCCACCGUCACCGUAUGUGAGCGACAGCGGGAGGGUUCCAUCGCCUUCUCCGCCUCAGAGGUUUGGGUCUGGGUCCUUCGAGGACCCGAGCUUUGUUUACAAACGGAAUGCGAUUAAUAAGCUGGUGGAGAAUGUGCAUAGUGACGUCGCCCGGUUGAGGAAAACCAGAGAGGCUGAAAUGGAAGGGAUGUUUAGUGCUCAGGCAGUGUUACGGCAGAGAGAGGAGGAGCUUUCAAUAGGGUUACGACAGAUGCAAGAUGAGAAAGCGGAUUUGGAGCAGCAAUUGCAGAUGGUUUUGAUGAAUACAGAUGUGUUAGAAGGAUGGGUGAGAGAAAAUGAGGGCAAAUUAGGUGGAGAUUUGUCAAAUAUAAGUCCUGAUGAUGCUAUUGUUCCAUCUGAUUCUCUUUCUAAACAGAUGAUGGACUGUACAGCAUCUGAUCUUGCUAUAGAAGAUGUUGUUUAUGCCUUGGAUAAAGCUGUGCAAGAAGGGUCUAUACCCUUUGAUCUGUAUUUAAGGAAUGUGAGGUUGUUGUCUCGAGAACAAUUCUUUCAUCGUGCAACAUCUGUGAAGGUUAGAGCAAUACAGAUGCAAGCUCAAGUUACAAGCAUGGCGUCCAGGGCACCACCAUCACCAUAUGGCGUGUGA
Messenger RNA from Lactuca virosa, 1269 nucleotides. The record is from the annotation of a GenBank genome assembly. Lineage: Eukaryota; Viridiplantae; Streptophyta; Magnoliopsida; Asterales; Asteraceae.